AAGUAGAUAAUGAAUUAACACUUUCUGGUGUCUAUAAAUUUACUUCUUUAAAUGGAAAUGCUAGCAUUGCUACAACUACCAAACUUCUCGAAACAACUGAUAAAAAGGGUAAAUCAACAUUUAACCCCGCUUCUCGAAAAAUUGUGGUUAGUUCACCAAAUCUUACCGGCAAAUGUACUCAAGAAGAGCAAAUAUUUUGCAACUGGAAUUUUUGUAAUAUGUCGUUUCAAACAAAGCCAGAUUUGAGAAAGCAU
Messenger RNA from Dentiscutata heterogama, 254 nucleotides. NCBI's taxonomy places the organism in Eukaryota, Fungi, Glomeromycota, Glomeromycetes, Diversisporales, Gigasporaceae. The record is from the annotation of a GenBank genome assembly.